Messenger RNA from Portunus trituberculatus (swimming crab), 5843 nucleotides. Its product is annotated as bromodomain-containing protein DDB_G0280777-like. Gene Ontology annotation, molecular function: mRNA binding. Gene Ontology annotation, cellular component: endoplasmic reticulum; ribonucleoprotein complex; nuclear outer membrane-endoplasmic reticulum membrane network. The coding region runs from base 961 to 2850 and encodes 629 amino acids. NCBI's taxonomy places the organism in Eukaryota, Metazoa, Arthropoda, Malacostraca, Decapoda, Portunidae. The transcript has 7 exons. Gene Ontology annotation, biological process: intracellular mRNA localization. The record is from RefSeq and is a predicted model, not a curated record.
UGAAGCUAGCCCACAUCACGUAUUUACACUUAAACAGUUCCAAUAAGUUAGUCGGAUGCAUUACAUCCAUUUAUGAUAAUAUUCGGAAACGUUUCAGUAUCGCACCUAGACUACUUUCAAAAGUGCUACCAUAGUUGAAUUAAUACGGAAACAAAAAACCCGCUAAUCACUUAUGCAGCCUUUGAAAUUGGUGGUGGUGAGAGCAAAAUUUUUGAGAACACGGGUCAACAUCAUGUCAUGUGGUAUUAUGACAUGGAACAGGACACAUCACCAUUGAAAACGUGUCUUAUCACCGUGGAGAGUAUUGCACCAUGUUAGAUGAGCGAGGUAGGAUGCUCGGCCCGCUCGCUCGCCUAUCCAGUCCCACACAACCUCCAACUCAAGACGGAUCGUAGUAAGCAACUCAUGAGAUAAAUGUGGACAGAACUAUUCUUCAGAGUGUAUCUUAUUGUUGAAGUGACAUAUUUUGAUGUGGUAAUGACAAGAAACACCUCCAGCAUGAAUUGACAGGACAAAGAAUGCUCUGUACUGAUAAUGCAGGGCAGUGCAUACUGCAUAGUACAUACCGUCUUACCCUUGGCUGUGUGGUAUCCCACCGGUGGUGCAAUACUACAUGAAAGACAUGUCAGGCGUUUAUACAAUAAUUGAAGCCAGCAUCAGCAAAAUAAGAGAAGGAUAUCAAAAUAGCAAGAUAUUCUAUAGAAGUUGAGAUGACAUCGGCCGGUCUUCAGUGCAAAUAAUUCACCUUUGAAGCACUACAAAACAAGGGGUGAAGGAAGCAAGACGAUAAAAAGAGCAGAGGAAAAAACAUUGAUACCGCAAGAUCACGAAGUCGGAAAACAAUAUCUCUAAGCAAUUCAAGGAAUCGGACAGAGCGUGCGCCUGCCUAUUGAGGGCGGCUGGCUGCUCAACUCCUUGGCUAAUAUCUCGGCAUUCAGCCUGACCACGGCUAAAAUCACCAUGGAGAAGACGGAGACCAGGGCACAGGACAUUGGAGAGAUGACAGAGCCUCAGAUGACACAGGCAGAGUUCACUGAUAAGAUGGAGACUCACCAGGCCUUCAUACAUGGCAAGUCAGCUGAACUGACCCGUCUGAUGGACACCCUGAAGAUAGUGCGUGAGAGCAAAGAGCCAUUGACACAGGUCAAGAACUCCCUGCAGGAAGAAAUCAACACCUGUAACAAGGCCAUUAAUGCUGUAUCUGAGGAAGUCACUCAUCUAAAACAGAAGCUGAGGUACCAUAGUGUGAAGCAAAUCCUUGACAACAUAGAACGACUGGAGUAUCAGCUUCGCAACAACAACUUCAAGCCCAGGGAGGAACAGAAGAUCCUUGAUGAGAUCUCAAUGCUCCAGAAGUCCAUCCGAACCCUCCGGGAGUAUGAGGCCAAACAGACUGAGAACAAAAAGUACCGUGCAGAACGAACUAGACUGAUAGAGGAAAGAAACAACAACUACUCCAAGAUCAGGACUCUUUAUGCCAAGGAGGAUGAGAUUAAGAAGGAAAUAGCAGUUCUGCGUGGGGACAUUUCUGCCAGUAGGAAAUCCAUUGAUCAGUUGCGGCAGCUGCGGCCAAAGCUAGAGCAGGAGUGGACAGCUCAGCAGCGUAAGCUACAGGCGGCACGCAACAAACGCUAUGAGGAGAAGAAGCGCUUGCGGCAGGAACAAAUACGGGAGCGACAGGAGGAGAAAAGGAAGCUUUGGGAGGAAUAUGAAGCAAGCCGGGAACCGUACGAGGAGGAGAAGAACCUUUGUCGACUCCUCAUCAAUUACUUGCAGUCCAGUGUGAGCAACAGCACUCCCACUCCCAGCACCCCAGCCUCCAUCACCUCCCGGCACUCAAGCUCCAGCACUCCCAGCCUCACUCCUGCCACCACUCCGUCCCAGCCACCCCCAUCUUUCCCCUCAUGCAGCUCUACAGAGGCAUUCAGCUUUCCCUCAAAGUGUAAGGACAUGGUGCCUCCAGAGUCAUCUGGCGCUUACUACUGUAAACCCAAGGAUGAAAAUGCCUUGACCAGAGUGAGCAAGCGAGAGAAGGCCAAGGUGAGAAGGGAACAUAGGCUGGCAAAUCGCACAAAAGAGUUACCGCACACACCUGAUGUGCUCCUGAAGUUCAGCAAGCUGUCCAUCACUCCACCCAGGAACACAGAGCAGAUCCCUGGGGUGAUAGUUAUGCUGCAGGACCAACUUCAGCACUUCCACUCAUUAGCACUGAGUGAAGGCACCAGCAAACAGAUUGAUGGCAGUGUGGAUAACACAAACAAGGCCAAGGGUGUAGCUAAAAGCUCCAGACCCAAGAGCUUGCUUAUAAUGUCUUGCUCCCAGACCACUUCUGCCAUCACCACCACCACCACUACCACCACCAUGACAUCCACCACAUUUACUGGGCAGGAGCUCACCAGUGAAGUGAAAGAAAAUGGCCAGCUCCCUCCCAUCACUCCCACCGCUGCCUCCUCUUCCUCUGCUGUCAAUGUGUACAGUGUGACUACUCCGGUGUCAGUGCCAGCAAUAAAUGUGGUGGCACCUGGUGCAUCGUGGGGAGUUAGUGUUAUUCCUAACCAUGCACCUAAAGACAGUUUAAGUGAAAGCAGUGUUAGUAGUCCAACAAACACUGAGCCUAUGUACAAUGGCAUUUCUCACGCUAUCAAUGGAAUGCGGCAUGAAGUAAACUCGGUACCAGAGCUACAGAUGUGCUCAGAUAUCCUGUCGGCAGGGAACAGCGACUCUUACUUUUCUGGACCAAUAUCAUACACCUGCAGUGUGGUAGAGGGAAAGAGUUUGAAGGAACCAAACAAUAAUGGUGGCUUUAGCUAUGCUGCAGUUGCAGCAAAGGUAAAGCCACUUGAGUUUUGAGCUGUAGUUAGAUAGCUUGAGCUUAUUUAUUAAUGCUUUAUUUGUAUUGCUACCAAAGAUAAGUUUUGAAUACUUGUUUGCUGAAUGCUGUUCUGUAUAGACUUCAUUAUUGUUUGCAUUUGUAUUAUGAAUGAUGCAUUGAUGCUAGCUUAUUUUGUGCAGGAGGAACAACUUUCAUAUGAAUGAAAACUAAUGUGGUGGUUCUUGUGGGAAAUCAGUGUUAGAUGGUUGAUCUUCAUCAUCCAUGUAGAGUAAGAGUUCAGUGCUCAAAGGAACAUAACAAUAGUCUGGAGAAUGAAGUGGAGGUGUAGGAGGUGCAAGAGGAAGACCACCACAGAUAGGACAGUGCCGAAGUACAUGAGAAAUUAAGGUGUGUGUGAAGAGGAAUAUAGAUUAGUUGUGCUCAUCCAUGGGGGAAGGUGUCACACAAAUAUGUUGCUUAUUUAACUGCAUUUAUUACUCAACUAAUUAUCUAGUCACUAGUCUUAGUUAUUUAAUGUUGAUAAUGUUUAUGUUGUUUUAAGGAAAUGACUUUUGCUACUGUUUUUAUAUUUAUAUUGUUUUAUAUGCUAAAAAGAAUAUAUAUGAUGUUGCCCCAAAAUGUGUCAUACUCUCCCCCUCCAUGAAUGUGCCUCUUACAGGAACACUGAUUCAUUUCAGAAGAUAAUCCUUCUGUUGAUGGCCAGCAUGGAACACAAUGCCCUCCACAUGUGUACAGUACUCCCAACCAAAACAUCCAUCCUUGAAAUAAUACUAAACUAUACAUUGUGUAUGCACAUGCUACCAAUAUACAUCUACUGUUUUCAUUUCAUAUAAUUCUGUAGAUAACUUAACCAUCCCACUUAAUGCUAUUGGUGUGACAGGUAUAAAAUGUGGUGGUGCUUCUUGGUGUGAGGUCUUCACUGCUGCAAUGCUUCAAAAGUCACUGUGGACUGAAGAAAUGACACCAGUGGCCAAGAACAAUAUUUGAUAGCAUUUUAAAUGUCUGUAAUUUAAUUUCCUUUUCCUAGAAACACUGUUAUGGCUUGUGUGUUCAAGGAAUCAUUGAUAAAAUGUUCAUUGUUUACAAAAAGUCCAGCUCAGGUAAUGCCCAGAUUUCAUGUGUAUAUAUCCAAAGAAAUCUUUGAUGCAAAUGUGGCUAUGUGAUGAAGUUAUAGGCAGUACUUAGAAACUUGUCAUCUGCCUUGUUCAAACCUAACUGAAAAAAAACUUUGGUGUUCAAAGAAUAGCUUUACAUUGAAUGUUGUGCACAGUGUGUCUGUAACCCCAGACUAAGACCCAGGCUUGUGCAUUGCUACAAUUUUCAUGUUAAGCUCUUCUUGAAUAGCACUAUUCAUUGUGUCGAGGCUGACUGAGAUGUCUUGAGACACUUACAGCAAGUGCUUGUGGUGAUGCAUUUCAGACAUGCUAGGGGAAUGGCUGUGGCAUACACUGUUGGCUAGUAAUAUGUUUUCCACCAUGUGGUGAGUUGGUUAAACAAUUACACUGAGCAUGUGUGAAAUGUACCAUCUGACAGAUGCUGUUAGAAUGAUUGCUGUUCAAAGUGGAUGGAUUUGUCAUUACAGGGAAUAGUUUAACAGUUGUAUAUGAUAUUUUUGACACUGAUUUGUUAUUUAAAGCACACCAGUGGUUCUUGACUUGCUGUGUUUAGAAGACAGUAUUGCUGUACUUAGCAGUAUGACAUCUAUGAGAAAGAAUGUCACAAAUACUUAUUAUUAAUUUCUUCAAUUAAAAUAUUACCAGCUUAUUUUGCUCUUCCUAGUUGCUUCUCAGUGUUUAUUAUCAUUGUUGAAGUAUACUGCAUUCUCAUUCAGUAUUGCAGGUUGAAUUGUGAUACUAUGCCAGAUUAAGAUAACUACUAUAGUGAGACUAGUUCAAAUGUAUAGAAUAUUUUAAAAGUAAUGAGGCAAACUCCAGCAUUUGUUAUGGUGAGUAGCUUCAUAGUUAUUCUUAUAAUAGAGAUCAGCUUCAUUUAUUGACUGAACUGGUUAUCAUAUAUAUUUAGAAAAUAUAAUUUGCAAUGGUGUGUUAUUAUGAUGCAGUUUUAUGAGAAUGAAAUUUCUUUAGUGUGUGUAUUUGUAUAGAACAUUUUUGUUUUUGUGACUAGCUAUGAUCUACUCUUGUGCACCUUUCUGGCAUGAUAGUGCUACUUUAUAUAGAGUAUAGUGGUAAGGAUGCUGACCGCACACACAUCUGGUCAUCUCAGUGUUUAGUCUUGUAGCAUCAAAUAUAAAAAAACGGGUGUUGACUGUAACUGAAGUAUCCAUGCUUUAGAUAAAAUUAUGUAGCUAUUUUUCCUCUAUCAGAUAACAAGUGGGGCAUGAUAGGAAUUGAUCAUUCAGGAUGUUAACAAUAUGUACAUAGAUGAGUGUUGUUAUAGUUAUGUCAUAAUAAGAAACACUGCUCACCAUUAGUCUUGCUGUCAUGAAUUGUCAACCAAAAAAAAAAAAAAAAAACAUGAGCAUUUCUUAUAUUAAGAGUGAAAGUUAUGUUAAAAAAAAACACUUAAAUUAGCAGUACUAGUCUAUUUCCAUAAUUUUUAAAAUAUGAUUUUGCCUAAACUUCUUUAAGUUGCUUAUAGUUAAAAAUAAAAAAUCUAGGAAUAUUUAUUAAUUAGAUGCCACAUGGGCUGCAGUGUUUAGCUUAUUGCAACAUAUUGGUGUGCUAUUCAUUUUAUAUCAGUAUGGCUUUGACUCAGAAUGUGGUACUAAUCUAACUGUCAAUGCUCUGUAAGUGUCACCAAGUCUUGAGUGGAAAACACAAAGGUGUCUGAGGAGGGGUGUCCUGGUGGAAGUGCUGCUGAACAUGUACUAUAUAAGUGUUAGGUGUGUUGCAUAGAAGACAUAUAAUGAAGGAUGUUACAGGCACAGAGAUGAUGGGAGGGUCUGUGACUACUUACACAUCAUUACUGGAAAUUUUAGGUACAAAUUUAUGAAUAAUUGGACUCGUUAUGUACAUAGAUAGAUAUUUAAUCAAAUAAAUCAUGUUUAUAA